UUCGGACCGCGAAGCAUCGCCGAUUGCAUUUUGCAGCCACUUUGAAAAUACCUAUAAUAUACUCUUUCCUCAUCUAUCAUUCUUCACAAAAUUUAUCAGCUGUGCUGGUGUGGACCGAAAUCAAUGACUAUAGCAAAAUCUAUGGUGUGCCGGGUUACGUUUUCUUACUUCAGAAAUAGUGCAUGACAUUACUAUUUGGAAUAAGGUAUCUAGUACAUACUUGCGGUUCCCAAAAAGUGUGAUUAGCGAUUACCGGGCCGAUAGACAUGGAAAAACAAAGGGUCAAUUAAGUUGGGCAACAUGGGCUCCACCGAUUUGUGGGUUAGAGAAUUAGCAGCCCGAUAUGGGGUUGUAUUGAUUAUAGUCAUCGUGAUCGCUACGUGGGCUUAUUCGAGGUGGUCGAAAGUUCGUCAAGUUUGGUACCGAGAUCACCUCGUCGGAUUCGAGACAGAAUGUUCGAAUUUGGCCAGCUUUUACAAACGCCGACUCUUCGAGCCCCUGCAUAGUAUGGUUUCAGUCGACCGUGCUCUUCGUGAUUUGGGACGAAUUCGCAUACUUGAGAUUGGCGUGAAGACAGGUGAGAAUAUCCCCUUCUACCCAGACGCCUGUCACCUGAUAGGGGUGGAUUGGAACAGAAAAUUGGCAGACUAUCUCUUCCACGACGACAAAGCCUGGCGCUUCCAACACGUCUUCGUCGAGCAGACUCUCGUCGGCGACGGAAGUCGUCUGAGCCGUGUGAUACCUUCCGAAAGUAUCGACGCCGUUGUCACGACUAGGACAUUGUGUUCGGUCAAAUCACCUUCUGCCGUACUUCGCGAAAUCCAGCGAGUUCUAGCGCCGGGCGGUACAUACUUUUUUAUGGAACACACGCCAGACCCUGAACGAAGCACGCUGAUUUACUGGCUACAAGCAUUUUGGUCUCGAUCUGGAAUUUGGCCCUCCCUCUACGGCGGAUGUCGUCCAGAUUUCGACCCAAUUAAAAGCAUCGAAUCAGUUGGCUUCAAGGAAGUUCGCUGGGGUCGGGCAACUCUACACGGUGACGUCUCAAAACCCCAUCAUCUUGCCCUAACUCGUCAUCACAUAAUCGGCACGGCAAUUCGAUGACCGAUUAUUGAUUGCGAUCUGAAGUUGCUGAUCAUGUAUAAUGUGCACAUGUGUACGAAGCUGAUGACAUUUUUUGUUCGAAACUCUACAGAAUUACUGUAAAUAAUUCUCCAACUUAACGUGGACAUGAUGCAAUUUAUUUUACAGUACAAAAAGAGUUUCCAGUUUCCGAUA
Diprion similis is the source of this 1278-nucleotide messenger RNA. RefSeq names its product methyltransferase-like protein 7A. Bases 301 to 1104 code for a protein of 267 amino acids. The transcript is spliced from 3 exons. The record is from RefSeq and is a predicted model, not a curated record. NCBI's taxonomy places the organism in Eukaryota, Metazoa, Arthropoda, Insecta, Hymenoptera, Diprionidae.